UAGCAGCUGGAGUGUUGUUGGAUUUGUGAACCUGUGCCCCUGUAUGCCUUGACCUUUCCUAAGGGUCAGUCUCUUCCUGGUAGUGCUUUUGUGUACUUGUCGGGUUGCGACUUCAUGUUUCUUUGAUAGGAUUGUUGUUUGAAACUGUACACAGGUAUGAGUUUAUAUCAGUUGUGAGGUGCAAUGGGGUAAAGAUCUGCAAUGAACCCAGGACCUUACUGUGAUCAUGGCUUUGUCUAGGUGUUUGGCAGGUGUGGGGAUGUGGAGAGAGGUGGGGCUGACAGGUGGUGCUGAGUGGGGCUGGAACACCUAUCACAAGCUUUUCUGUCCCCCCACCUCACCUGUUCACUGCCCAGUCCCUUGUCUAUCCAGUCUGCUUUCAUCUUUUCAUCUUUGUUGACUGUAUCUGAUUUUCAGUGUGUCUCUCUUUCUCCUUUUGGGAACGUAUUUCAGUGUAGGAUACUUACCUAGCAUGCUCAAGGCCCUGGGUUCAAACCCCUGUACUGCCAAAAACAAAACAACAAAAGAUCAGCCUGCACACAGAUGUUACCAGUACUUCUUCCUCUUCCUCCUCCCCACUAUCAAACGUGCCCUGGUUCCAUUUCUAGCUUCUCUUUGCCAGUGAACAGACCCUCCUGCCCCCACCGGGGCCAGAGCUGGCUGGGCUUUAAGGAAGGCUUGCCCUGAGAAGGACUUCUGAGCCUGCAGCACGGAGUCCAGGGGAACCAGGGUCUGAUAAUCUACGCUCCAGAGUUCCAGAGAAAACGGGAGUGGGCUGCCGAGUUGAGGCGAGGAACUGAAAGGAGGGGAUACAGAGAGGAGAGGGCUGGAAGAGGGUGGCCCUCCAUCAGGCUCUGGGGCAAUAUAGGUAGGGCUGUGGAGGACGGGGACCCCAGAAAGCGCCAGAGGAAAGCAAAGGUUGGUGGUGUGAAAAGAGCGGGUCUGGCUGGACAGGCCCCCGACAGCUGCUCGCGGGAGCCGCCUCCCGACACCCGAGCCCCGCCGGCGCCUCCCGCUCCCGGCUCCUGGCUCCCUCCGCUCCCCCGCCCCUCGCCCCGCCGCCGAGGAGGCCCUGCUCCGGGCUGGGACGCCUAGUUCUGCGGUUCUGCAGGGAAGAGCGAUGAGAGGUUUCCACCUGUCCUCACCCCGUUGACUUCCUUCUGGCUUGGUCACCUAUGUAUGUAACCAAGGUGUCUGAAGGUGACCAUUCACUAAGUGCUGGGAUUGGACUUUAAAGAAUGCCAAGAGAUGCUGCCCCCACCCCCUUAGGCCUGAGGGAUCAGGAGCUAUGGGGCCAGGGGCCCUCUCAUCUCUACUGAUGCUGCUACUGCUCUUGGUAGCAACUGGAGAUGCUGACAUGAAGGGACAUUUUGACCCUGCCAAGUGCCGCUACGCCCUGGGCAUGCAAGACCGCACCAUUCCAGACAGUGACAUCUCUGUCUCCAGCUCCUGGUCAGACUCCACUGCUGCUCGCCACAGCAGGCUGGAGAGCAGUGAUGGGGAUGGGGCAUGGUGCCCUGCAGGGCCAGUGUUUCCCAAGGAGGAGGAGUACCUGCAGGUGGAUCUACGGCGGCUACACCUCGUGGCUCUAGUGGGCACCCAGGGACGCCAUGCUGGGGGCCUGGGCAAGGAGUUCUCCCGCAGCUACCGGCUGCGUUACUCCCGGGACGGUCACCGCUGGAUGGACUGGAAGGAUCGCUGGGGUCAGGAGGUGAUCUCAGGUAAUGAGGACCCUGGGGGAGUGGUGCUGAAGGACCUUGGGCCCCCCAUGGUGGCCCGCCUGGUUCGCUUCUACCCCAGGGCUGACCGGGUUAUGAGUGUCUGUCUGCGGGUGGAGCUCUAUGGCUGCCUCUGGAGGGAUGGACUUCUGUCUUACACAGCCCCUGUGGGGCAAACCAUGUACUUAUCUGAAGCUGUGCACCUCAACGACUCCACCUACGAUGGAUAUACUGUUGGCGGGCUACAGUAUGGUGGUCUGGGCCAACUGGCAGAUGGUGUGGUAGGGCUGGAUGACUUUAGGCAGAGCCAGGAACUGCGAGUUUGGCCAGGCUAUGAUUAUGUGGGAUGGAACAACCAUAGCUUCCCCAGCGGCUAUGUGGAGAUGGAGUUUGAGUUUGAUCGGCUGAGGGCCUUCCAGGCCAUGCAGGUACACUGUAACAACAUGCACACACUGGGAGCACGCCUGCCAGGCGGGGUGGAGUGUCGCUUCAAGCGGGGCCCUGCCAUGGCCUGGGAAGGGGAACCCAUGCGCCAUGCCCUGGGAGGCAGCCUCGGGGACCCCAGAGCCCGGGCUAUCUCCGUGCCCCUGGGCGGCCGUGUGGGUCGCUUUCUGCAGUGCCGCUUCCUCUUUGCUGGGCCUUGGUUACUCUUCAGUGAAAUUUCCUUCAUCUCUGAUGUGGUAAAUGACUCCUCUCUGGUUCUGGGGGGAACCUUUGCACCAGCCCCCUGGUGGCCUCCUGGCCCACCUCCCACCAACUUCAGCAGCUUGGAGCUGGAGCCUCGGGGCCAGCAGCCUGUGGCCAAGGCAGAAGGGAGCCCGACCGCCAUCCUCAUUGGCUGCCUGGUGGCAAUCAUCCUGUUGCUGCUGCUUAUCAUCGCCCUCAUGCUCUGGCGGCUGCACUGGCGCAGGCUCCUCAGCAAGGCUGAGCGACGGGUAUUGGAAGAGGAGCUGACAGUUCAUCUCUCUGUUCCUGGGGACACCAUCCUCAUCAACAACCGCCCAGGUUCCCGAGAGCCACCCCCUUACCAGGAGCCCAGGCCUCGUGGGAAUCCACCCCACUCUGCUCCCUGUGUCCCCAGUGGCUCUGCGUUGCUGCUCUCCAAUCCAGCCUACCGCCUCCUUCUGGCCACUUACGCCCGUCCCCCUCGAGGCCCGGGCCCCCCCACACCCGCCUGGGCCAAACCCACCAACACCCAGGCCUUCAAUGGGGAUUAUAUGGAGCCUGAGAAGCCAGGUGCCCCGCUUCUGCCCCCACCUCCCCAGAACAGCGUCCCCCAUUAUGCCGAGGCUGACAUUGUCACCCUGCAGGGCGUUACCGGGGGCAACACCUAUGCUGUGCCUGCGCUGCCCCCAGGGGCGGUUGGGGAUGGGCCCCCCAGAGUGGAUUUCCCUCGGUCCCGGCUCCGCUUCAAGGAGAAGCUUGGCGAGGGCCAGUUUGGGGAGGUGCACCUGUGUGAGGUAGAGAACCCUCAAGAUCUGGUCAGUCUUGACUUUCCCAUCAGUGUACACAAGGGACAGCCCUUGCUGGUAGCUGUCAAGAUCCUACGGCCAGAUGCUACUAAAAAUGCCAGGAAUGAUUUCUUGAAGGAGGUGAAGAUCAUGUCACGGCUCAAGGACCCAAACAUCAUCCGGCUCCUGGGUGUGUGUGUGCAGGAUGAUCCCUUGUGCAUGAUUACUGAUUACAUGGAAAAUGGAGACCUGAACCAGUUUCUCAGUGCCCACCAGCUGGAGGACAAGGCAGCCGAAGGGGCCUCCAGGGAUGGGGAGGCUGCCCAGGGGCCCACCAUCAGCUACACGAUGCUGUUGCAUGUGGCAGCACAGAUCGCCUCAGGCAUGCGUUAUUUGGCUACACUCAACUUUGUACAUCGAGACUUGGCCACACGGAACUGCCUGGUUGGGGAAAAUUUCACCAUCAAAAUUGCUGACUUUGGCAUGAGCCGAAACCUAUAUGCUGGAGAUUAUUAUCGUGUGCAGGGUCGGGCAGUGCUGCCCAUCCGGUGGAUGGCUUGGGAAUGCAUCCUCAUGGGGAAGUUCACAACGGCCAGUGAUGUGUGGGCCUUUGGAGUGACCCUUUGGGAGGUGCUGAUGCUCUGCAGGGCUCAGCCCUUUGGGCAGCUCACUGACGAGCAAGUCAUCGAGAAUGCUGGGGAGUUCUUCCGGGACCAGGGACGACAGGUGUACCUGUUCCGGCCACCUGCCUGCCCACAGGGCCUGUAUGAACUGAUGCUUCAGUGCUGGAGCCGGGAGCCUGAGCAGCGACCCCCCUUUUCCCAACUGCAUCGGUUCCUGGCAGAGGAUGCACUCAACACGGUGUGAAUCAACAUUCAGCUGCCCACGCCCUCGGGGAGCAAUCCAGGGGAAGCCAGUGAUACUAAAACAAGAGGAGCCUAUGGCAUCCCCACUCCACCCGCUUCCAACUGCCCAGCACCUAAGAGAGGCAUUGUGACAGCAGGUGGGCUAGGCCUGCCCAGGGAGCUGAUAACUCCAUUUUCACUGGACAUAAGCUCAUGUCCACAUCCUGUUCCUCCUUCCGUCUCCCUAGAAACUCCUGCCACCCACUCAACUGGCCCUGUGGAUGGGAUCCUCUCUGACUUCUUCCAUCAUCCUUUGGGGAAGGGUGGAGGCAAAUGCAGGGCAGACACUGGACGUGGCUUAUUGGAAUACCUGGGCCCCACUGGAUAACACUGGUUCCUGGGAGGUGGCUGUGCCCCUAGCCUCUCUCUUCCUGUCACACACUGGACCCCACUGGUUGAGAAUUGAGGGGGUAGAAAGGACAAGAAGGGAAGAAAGCUGUUCCCUCAUGCCUACCCCCUGGAACUGUUCUCAGCUUUGGCUUCCUCCUCCUCCAUCCCCAACACAUUGGACCUGGGGAUUCCCUACUACCCACCUGCCACCUGUGCUAUAGCUAGAACUUCUCUAAAACUGUACAUUUCUGUGGAGUAAAUUGGGAUUUAGGGGAAAAGAGGGAGCAAUGGCCUUUGGCCUGGGAUUGGACAUCUCUGUCUUAGCUGCCAAAAUGUUUUUCUAUAAUCACUUGGGGUUUGUACAUUUUUGGGGGGAGAGACACAGAUUUUUACACUAAUAUAUGGAUUUAGCUUGAGGCAACUUUAAUCCCCUGCACUAGGCAGGUAAUAAUAAAGGUUGAGUUUUCCACA
This is a messenger RNA of Sciurus carolinensis (gray squirrel), 4875 nucleotides long. RefSeq names its product discoidin domain receptor tyrosine kinase 1 (gene Ddr1). Lineage: Eukaryota; Metazoa; Chordata; Mammalia; Rodentia; Sciuridae. Gene Ontology annotation, molecular function: collagen binding; protein tyrosine kinase collagen receptor activity; ATP binding. The record is from RefSeq and is a predicted model, not a curated record. Bases 1289 to 4036 code for a protein of 915 amino acids. The transcript is spliced from 21 exons. Gene Ontology annotation, cellular component: signaling receptor complex; membrane. Gene Ontology annotation, biological process: multicellular organism development; cell surface receptor protein tyrosine kinase signaling pathway; protein phosphorylation.